This is a messenger RNA of Volvox carteri f. nagariensis, 3629 nucleotides long. RefSeq lists its product as uncharacterized. The record is from RefSeq and is a predicted model, not a curated record. Lineage: Eukaryota; Viridiplantae; Chlorophyta; Chlorophyceae; Chlamydomonadales; Volvocaceae. The coding region runs from base 307 to 2016 and encodes 569 amino acids. Gene Ontology annotation, molecular function: glycosyltransferase activity. The transcript is spliced from 11 exons.
AUAUUUAAGUCCGCUUAAUAAGGUUCAUCAUCAAUAGACUUCAUCGAUUAAUGGACUGGCCCGAGUCGCGUAACUUUUACUGAUUUUUGACAAUACAAUCCUUACUUGAGCAUAAAGGCCAUGUUUGACCGCUGUAACAAUACCUAACUGCGUGACGCUGAGCUGGCGCAGUAUUUGUGUGAAAGCAUUUGCAACCUGCGACCAAACGGAUUGCCGCCGGCGGUUGAACAAUCCCGCCGGCGGCAGUGGGCACGCAAAGCUAUUUUUUCUUACACGUAUAAGCGUCAGGAAAAGUUGAACUGGAGGAUGCUGCCGUGCAUGUAUGGCGUACGGCGGCAGUUCGCCCUCCUGAUGGCCAUGCUCAGCAUUUACCCGGCAGCAACGUCAGUCGACAACAUAUACACCGCAGCGUCUCGUGUGCUUCAUCCUGGCAGCGGGCGUCUACGCGGCGAAGCAGUGAGCACUCGGACCCUGCUGCAAGGCGAGCACAGCUGUCCUCUCCCGGAGGUGGACAUGACUAAGGACCGUUACCAGUGCGUCGUCUGGAAGAAGGCCUGCGUCGACCAAAACGUCAUCGUGUCGUACGAUCCUGAAGUACACCCCACCACCUCUAUGGGCACGUUGCCUACGCUCAACGUGACGGAAAUCAUGUACAACAUACCCUCCAGGUACGGCAUUGGAGACCGGUACCGCAAGGGCUCAGCGCUACGGUUCCCGGCGCUGUACGUCCGGCCGAGUAACGACAUGGAAGAGGAGGAGGAGCUCAGGAAACCUUCCUUCUCCAACUGCACUCUGCCGAUGCUGCUGUACGCGCACUACCCCUACAACGCCGCUGAGACGUAUCGCUACAUCUUUGAGAAGCUGGUGACGCUGCAGGAGGCGGGUUUCUUCAACCGCUACGUGACUUUGGUUCCCGGGGUGCCGCCGGGCAGCAAAGUGCCUUCGUACACCAAGUUUUGGUACAACUCGCUGUCAGAUCGCGGCGUUGUCUCGCUUUCAGAGCUAUCUUCCCGCCGGCCGACGGACACACCGCCAAACACAACCUGGGAGGGCACCCACGUGCGCUGCUUCGAGCAAAUCGUAGGGUGUCGUAUUCGGUACGACGGGUACGGCUUGCGGUUCUACAACGCCGGCCAGUACGUCGUCAGGCACUACAUGCCGCAUUACUUGGCGCAGGCAGCUUCGUUUGAGCAGCGCCUGUUCGAGUUGCAGCAGGUUCGUAUUCCGGAUGAUCCUUCCAUUUUGAAGAUCGUCUUCAUCAGUCGCACACCACAUCAGUCCGCGGUGGGGCGCACCAUCCUGAAUGAGGCCGAGAUCAUCCAGCGCUGCAACAACGCCGAGGGAGCUGACGUGCCGCAGGCCGACUGGAACGUGCCGUACCAAAAGUACUUUUGCUUUGCGCACGUGUUUGGCGACAACCAGCUGAUGGACGUGUGGCUGAUGCGGCAAGUAGACGUCAUCCUGGGGAUGCACGGCGCUGGUCUGACCAACUCGUUUUACAUGAAGCCCGGCGGAUCGGUGAUCGAGGUGCGGCCCUUUGGCUUCAGCGGAAGGGAGUCCUGGGCCAACCGCUACGCGCGGUUUAAGACCAGCAGCCUGCGGGAGAUGCCAUGGAACGUGUUUUGGUACGGCAUCGACACUUUCAACGCGUCGCUGUCGGAGCCAGGAAUCUUCGAGAAGGAGGACAAGCUGCACUAUUCCAAAUUUCGGGCCAUUAAGGCGCGCGAUCGCCACGUACAUCUCACCUGGCCGGCAUUCCGAAACCAGCUACUCAACAUCGCCGCUGUGGCGCGCACUUUUGAACGCUACUUCGCGCUUCGUCUCUGCGGCGCAUACUACAUCACAGAUGACGUGCAGCCGGCCGAACUCCCUGGAAACGAUCCACACGUGGAUAAGGCUCGCCAGCGCACUUUCAGCGAUCCAGAUGCGGAGCGGCGACUGAUCCUGAAGAUGCAUCUGUCCAACAGAAAUCUCCAGCAGGCUGCAACGCCGGAUCGUUUGGGGCCUAAGACGUAAGUAUUCGCAGACCGAUCAGCCGCCGAUGAAGGUCAUCGCGGACGAGCUGCCUUAAAAGCUUAGGCGGCCAAAGGGGCGGAAAUGGUUACGGGACGUGUCUAAUUUUGGAGUGAUGUGCAAAGAUUAAAUGGACAAGUGCCUACGUACAAAGCAAUAAUCCUUAAAGGGCUCUAUUUACUGCUGGUUAUUAUUUACUGCUGGAGCGGUCCGGUAUGAAGAGGCUGAGGGUGUGUCGCUGGGGCUCGGGACACGGGCCCUGCCCCGGUGAGUUGAAGGAUGGCCAGUCUUGAGUUGCCUCGGAACUGGGUGGCUUAGGGCCGGUGAAGAGUGGUGCCACGUCUCAUAUAUUGCGCGUGUUCCGGCUUUCAAAACGCUAUUCUUUGAUACAACGGAUGAAGUUUUCGGACGUACAGCUGCAUGGUGGAAAUGCUUAUGAGGUGGUUGGCUUACGGCCGCGCGCGAAUGAACCGAACAUACAUUAUGUGCCAAGCAAUGCGGCGGAUGGCAUAGGGCGUGCGGACGGGCGGGCCGGCGCGGGCGAAGCGGACUUGCGCGUGAUUAUACUGCGACAAACUUGAUACAUCACGAAUAAGUACAACGCAUAGUUAUGCGCACGAAAACUGCAACUGUUGUAUGGUAGGUGUUACUUGAACGAUGCAAGCCUGUCGUAGGUGCACGGUCUGCAGCUGCAGCUGUGUCUUUGUAUUUACGGAGCGCCGGCCAGGGGGGUCUGACAGGAACGACUUCACGUUUCGCAUAGUCUUGAUGAUUUAGUUGGUCUAGCGACUGGGGGGCUUCCCAGUAUUCCAGGUCGAACGUCGCGGCAUCACACGACGUUUGCCAGGUCACUGACGAGUGAUCUUCCCCCAGCUUUCUAACGUUACUCUGUGGAUUGAGGAAUGAGGCGUGUCUCAGCUGCCUUGCCGGGAGGCUCAGUUGUGACUUGGAAAGGCGGUGAGUAGGGGUUGAUGCAUUUCCUUGGCUGGCUGUGGCCCUGCGCAGGUACACCGGCGGUCCCUCACCCUUUACUUGCGUGUGCUGUGCUGUCCGGUAUGGUUGCCUGGUUCCAGCUUGCAAUCGCGUGCAUCAUUCGGGUUUUGCUAGUUAUCCCUGGGAUGGUGUGGUGGUACACUGCACACUGGCAUUGGUUCACGACAUUAGGGACGUCGUGGGUAGUGGGAGCUGUGUGGAGGCUGCAACUCCCAAGAAUGCGUUUUAGUCGCCUCUCUGGCGCAAGCAACAUUUAUGUUAACAGUGUCACGUGUAGACGAACACGACUGCUCAUUUUGCGGAGUGAGGACAAGGUAUGAUGAACGAGUUCCACCACGGCGUCUCUACCAGUGCUUUGAUUUAUUUGGGAUUUCUUCAAUGCGACGUUGCUCCUCCUCCUCCUCCUCAAGCCAUUUCAUCCUACGAGGAGAAUCCUGUGCGUGCCGAUAUGAGCCCAAUGCCGGGGGCUCCGAAAACGUGAGCGCCCUCGCGCGAAUCCUACAAAACGGAGUUACGUGGGACAGUCGACAAGGUCAUUAAGGGUGUUGCACCCAUACUAGCCGGACGGGGUGCAUGGUCCCUGCGGAGUUUUAUGUCUUCGGUGUUUAUUGGCACGCCGCUAG